AAAAUGGUCGUUUCGGCGGAGAUGUGUUGCUUUUGCUUCGACGUGCUUUAUUGCCAUCUAUACGGAUACCAGCCUCCUAGAACACCCAGGUUUACAAACGACCCCUACCCACUGUUUGUCACUUGGAAAAUCGGCCGGGACAAGCGGUUAAGGGGUUGUAUAGGUACAUUUUCUGCCAUGAACCUGCACUCAGGACUCAGGGAGUACACCCUUACCAGUGCCCUUAAAGACAGUCGCUUUCCCCCCAUGACGAGGGACGAGCUGCCGCGCCUCUUCUGCUCAGUGUCUCUGCUCACCAACUUUGAGGAUGUUGGUGAUUACCUAGACUGGGAGGUGGGUGUUCACGGAAUUAGGAUAGAAUUUUUUAAUGAAAAAGGAUCAAAGCGCACCGCCACCUACCUGCCAGAGGUUGCGAAGGAGCAAGGAUGGGACCACAUUCAGACCAUAGAUUCCUUACUUCGAAAGGGAGGUUACAAAGCUCCUAUCACAAAUGACUUCAGGAAGACUAUUAAACUGACCAGGUACCGUAGUGAAAAGAUGACCAUGAGCUACGCAGAAUACAUCGCCCACCGCCAGCAUCAUCACUAUCAGAAUGGCAUCGGGCACCCUCUCCCUCCGUACAACCAUUAUUCCUGACAGCGAGCCGCAUGACCAGUCACUGGACCUCUCGG
This is a messenger RNA of Sinocyclocheilus anshuiensis, 671 nucleotides long. Its product is annotated as AMME syndrome candidate gene 1 protein. NCBI's taxonomy places the organism in Eukaryota, Metazoa, Chordata, Actinopteri, Cypriniformes, Cyprinidae. Bases 4 to 636 code for a protein of 210 amino acids. The record is from RefSeq and is a predicted model, not a curated record. The transcript is spliced from 6 exons.